GAUAUGAGAACUUAUUAAGAACGCUAACAGAAUGUACCAUGUGUAAUUUCAGUCUUGGCAGUAAUUCAGCACUUCUGUGGUAUAUUAUCGUGUUUACCGCGGUAUUUCCGUGUGAUAGAGUCACCGUGACGUCACAGGCAGGUUAUGAGCGCUGUAAUCAGACUCUGUGUUUUUCUGUAGUUGGCAGGUUUUUUAAGAACGCUUGGAAUAAAGAGCCUGUGAUCACAGUUUCCUGCGGAAUCGGGCUUCUAGCUUGUGUUCUGCCGGUUUUGAGCCCUUUAACAAAGUACACAGGAAUGAUGAACCAAGCCAUGCCAUACAAUUAUCCAGUCCCAGUUCGAGACGAUGGGAACAUGCCGGACGUUCCCGCGCAUCCCUGUGACCCGCAGGGGAAGAACCUGGAUUGGCUGAAAAACCUGUGAAAGUCCUUCAGAGUCCUGUACAGUCACUCACCUCUACUUCUGUCCCAAUAAAACAUCUUUAUUUAA
Messenger RNA from Carassius carassius (crucian carp), 488 nucleotides. It is a transcript of the gene ndufa3, whose product is annotated as NADH:ubiquinone oxidoreductase subunit A3. The record is from RefSeq and is a predicted model, not a curated record. The transcript has 4 exons. The coding region runs from base 39 to 422 and encodes 127 amino acids. Gene Ontology annotation, cellular component: mitochondrial inner membrane. Lineage: Eukaryota; Metazoa; Chordata; Actinopteri; Cypriniformes; Cyprinidae.